GAAAAUGGCAAGAAGCGGUGGAGUGAUACAGAGUGCCACCUCAUCACCUCCAUCUUUGCUUGCUGUUACACACUUUCAAUCGCUGACAUGCAUUACCAUACUUUCCCAAAACGAAACAUCUAAAAAAAAUUAAAUUAAAAUACAAAAACGAAAAUAAUAAAAAAAUCCAAAAACUCACCAGAAACUGAAAAACAUUUUCGAUUCCAUUGCGUUUCGUUCCUUUUUCAUCUCUCUCUCUCUCUAGAAAAUCACCGUUCACCGUUGAUUGAUCGACGACGGAACCAUGAAUAUCUUCAGACUUGCCGGCGACAUGACUCAUCUUGUCAGCAUUCUCGUCCUCCUCCUCAAAAUCUACGCCACAAAAUCAUGCUCAGGGGUUUCUCGAAAGACUCAAGAGCUAUACGCGAUCGUGUUUCUAGCACGUUAUUUGGAUCUAUUCACAGACUUCAUUUCUGUUUAUAAUUCGUUUAUGAAAGUUGUGUUCAUUGCUAGUUCUUUGGCUAUUGUUUGGUGCAUGCGUGUUCAUCCUAUGGUUAGGAGAAGUUAUGAUAAAGAGCUUGAUACUUUUCGCCAUUAUUUUCUUGUUGCUGCUUGCUUUCUUUUGGCACUUGUCUUGCACGAGAAAUUCACUUUUCAAGAGAUCUUCUGGGCAUUUUCAAUAUACUUGGAAGCAGUUGCAAUACUGCCCCAGUUGGUUUUGUUGCAACGAAGUGGAAAUGUUGACAAUUUGACUGGGCAAUAUGUAUUCUUUCUUGGUGCAUACCGUGGAUUUUACAUUCUCAACUGGAUAUACCGCUAUCUGACUGAGCCACGUUUCACUCGAUGGAUAGCCUGUGUCUCAGGUGUUCUUCAGACAGCUUUGUAUGCUGAUUUCUUCUACUAUUAUUUCAUCAGUUGGAAGAACAAUUCAAAACUAAAGUUGCCUGCUUGAAUUCUCUCGAGAUUGUUUUGAAAUUUAGACCCUUGAUAGGUGAGUCCCUGCUGGAUUUUAAGAGUGUAGUCUAGAGAUAUAUGAGACAAGGCCAACUCUGCCCCUACUCAUAAGUGGGUUAGGUAUGGGGUAUUUUGGGGUAAAUGGAAUUUUACUUCUGAUGAACAUAACCACCUAGCAAUGCAAUAUUAUUAGGUUAAAAAUGAAAAUGUUACAUGUGAUGAUAUGUUGUUUGUAGAUUCAGGUCUCCAUUCCAUGGUAUUGUAUAGUUUGAAGUGUAAGGUAGCUGAUUUUGGUUAUGAUUGGAAUGAUCCUAGCUUAGGUAUGAUUACACUGUAAAAUUUAUACAAUUUACUUGUCACCGAGCUCCCAAAAAUGAAGUUGGAAUGUUCUA
Messenger RNA from Trifolium pratense (red clover), 1325 nucleotides. Its product is annotated as ER lumen protein-retaining receptor A. Gene Ontology annotation, biological process: endoplasmic reticulum to Golgi vesicle-mediated transport; protein retention in ER lumen. Gene Ontology annotation, molecular function: ER lumen protein retrieval receptor activity. The record is from RefSeq and is a predicted model, not a curated record. Gene Ontology annotation, cellular component: endoplasmic reticulum; membrane; cis-Golgi network. Bases 284 to 931 code for a protein of 215 amino acids. The transcript is spliced from 6 exons. NCBI's taxonomy places the organism in Eukaryota, Viridiplantae, Streptophyta, Magnoliopsida, Fabales, Fabaceae.